CUUCACUAAUGUGUGUGUCCAGGAUACAGACCAUGUCAAUCCUGAUCCGACGUUUCAACAGCAUUCGUUUUCUUUGUAUUGAUAGGUCUUGACAAGAGAGUGUCUAUUUCAAUUUUUGUACUGCUUUUUUUACACGAUUCUUUUUUUAUUUAAAUUGGGGCCUGUAUGAACGUGUCGCUCAUUCCACCCACGCGCACCACCCAUUGCGAUCGGCGCAAAACACUAUCGACGUCUCCUUUGAAGAAACAACGUAUGAAUCCGACGACAAUGUGUCAUGCGAUAACAAAAGACUUGGACACGACAGCAGGAUUAGCCCAACGACUGGUCCAUGUCACGACACACAUGCAUCAGGACACUGAGCCCAGUAACAAAAAAGAAGAACAAGACGACUGCCUACUGGCGCUGGCACGACAAAUAGGCUUGUGCAAACGCAGUUUACGGUUCUCUGAAAAGGCGUUUGUGGACAUUUGGUUAGAUCAGCUGUUGGUAUCAACAACCACGCUAUCCUCUCCGUUACUUGUGUAUCACGCAUUGGCACGCGACACGUGUUUGACGCUUGGCACCUUGAUAGUUGGAGCCGAGUUACACUGGCUGACGGAUCAAUGUCAACACUUGAUAUGCAUGGUGCCUCCUUCAUUAGCAGCCUAUCGAGACUAUGUCGAGGCAAUGAUUGUGGAAUCAAGAUGGGAUGCUAUCCAUGCAUUGAUUGACGAAGAAAUGGAAACCAUGCGCUCGGUCUGGUCAUCAUCGUUAGCGAACGACAAGAAAGCUUAUGCGAAAAGAUGUCAUCACAUGGAACAAUUCUUUGUUAUCAUGCACGAUCCACAGCGGCUCAAGAUGUUUUCUCAAGAUGAACGGCGCAGUAUGGUGAAAACACAUGUACUAAAUCGACUCUUUGCUCCUGACCCAGAGAUGGAUGGCAUGAAAGCAAAACAGCUGCCAGUAGAAGAUGAACGAACCUUGUUGAUCCAUGGACCUGUAUUGCGACACUUGACUGAAUGGAUCCAUCCAUCGACAUUACUAUUACCAGAAACGGCAAGCACAACCAAAAUGUUUGUGUAGUAAUAAUCAAACACCGGGGCUGACCCUUGUUGUUGUUCCAUUAUAGUCUCUAUCAUCCAUCCACUUGCGGCUCAUGCUUGGAUUAUACAUGUGCAUAUGCCAAGAUGUGUCUGAAGCUUAUGAAAUUGGUAAAGCUACCGAUAUGCUCCAAGAACUAAACGAUGCUGCCACAGCGAUUGUCACCAACGGAUUUCGAGACAAGGAAAGAAUGGCAAUCGUCAUGACCAUGGUUCAGUUCUUGUUACUGCAUGCAGGUG
Zychaea mexicana is the source of this 1319-nucleotide messenger RNA. RefSeq lists its product as uncharacterized. The record is from RefSeq and is a predicted model, not a curated record. Bases 166 to 1062 code for a protein of 298 amino acids. The transcript is spliced from 4 exons. Lineage: Eukaryota; Fungi; Mucoromycota; Mucoromycetes; Mucorales; Lichtheimiaceae.